CGGACAUACAUGCAUGCUGAGCGUUGAUGUUGCUCGAUUUGCACGGCACCGCACUGUACCUUGUACUACCAUUCCUGGACUCACUACUGCUUCAUUGGGGCCGUCCAGAGCUGUCAGGUCCCCUCGGUCGCUGCACGGACAGGAGCGGGUCUUUCCUCCCUUGUGUGCCUGAGGCCCGUUCGAGAGCUCUUUGCGGCAAGACGCUCUCUGUCUACAGCUUGCCCUCUCGCCGCGGUGAUGGACAAAGAGGGUGCUGUCGUCGGGCAGCAGGGCGAUAUGCACGAGGGUCUCGCCGCGGACAGCAGUGGAGAGGGAGCGUCUAGGUUUUCCAGCGGGAAAUCGCCCCAAUGGCGACUCGCUAGAGAAGAAGCUGGUGUCGCUUUUGAAGAAGGCGAAGGAGAAGAGGAUGGUGCGCGGCCGUCGAGCGGCAAAGUGCCAUUCAUCGCUGCUCUUCCCUUGUGGCGCAAGUGGAGCAUCAUUGUCAUCUAUUUCUUCAUUCAGCUCAGCGCCCACUUCAACACGGCCGUCUACAGCGAUGGUGUGCAGCCCAUUUCGGACCACUUCCACGUCUCGCAGCAGGCCGCUCGAGUUGGGCAGGCCGUUUUCCUCGUUGCAUACGCGAUCGGAGCACAGAUCUGGAGCCCCUGGAGCGAAGACAAGGGCAGGAAAAUGGUCAUUCAGCUCAGCCUCACCCUUGUCAACGCCAUGCAAAUCCUAUGUGCCCUCGCGCCAAACUUUGGCGCACUUGUCGUCGGCAGGGCACUCGGCGGCUUGUUUACGUGCUCAGGCAGCGUCAGCGUGGGAAUCGUCGCCGACGUUUUUGGCAGUCGCGAACCGUACGCGACGGCCCUCAUCAUCUUUGGCUCCGUUGGGGGGAGCGCACUGGGGCCUGUCGUGGGCCCCUUUGUGCAUGCGUACCUAUCAUGGCACUGGUUCUUCUGGCUGCAACUCAUUUUUGGAGCGGUGGUCCAGCUUCUCCAUCUGGUUUUCGUUCCCGAGACGCGGCACAAGAUCAUCGCGGAGAGGUAUAGAAAGCGUUUUGGUCCACACAGCAGCGAGGAGAAGAAGAAGACGAGAGACAUGCUGGCGAAAGCAAAGGACAUUGCGGCAACAACAACUCGCUCGCUCGAGAUGAUCGCUCGUGAGCCCAUCGUCCAAUGCUGCAGCCUGUUGAGCGGCUUCAGCGACGCCCUCAUUUUCAGCUUUAUGGGCUCCUUUCGACUCAUCUAUGCCCAGUGGGGCUUCGAGGCUCCUGUCACCGCCGCUGCCUUUGCUCCGGUCUGGAUCGGAUAUUUCCUUUGUCUCGCCUCCUUUGUCAUUCCGACCGAACGUAUAAAGACACUCGAAAGGACUCAGCCUCAGGUUUUGACACCCGAGUCUAGGCUUCUGUGGCUCCUUUUCACUGGCCCGCUCCUCGUCAUUGGUCUAUUUGGGUUUGCAUGGACGUCUUUCGGACCAUCACACAACCCCUGGAUCGCCCCCAUGAUCUUUACUGCUCUGGUCGGCAUCGCCAAUCUCGCCAUCUACAUAGCCACAAUCGAUUACUGCGUCUACAGUUACGGGCCUUACGCCUCGUCGGCCGCAUCAGGAAACACUUUCGUCCGCAACAUCCUCGCGGGCAGUGCCGCGAUGUACACUAACCCUCUCUACGAGAGGCUCGGCUACGAAUGGGCCUCAUCGCUCCUCGGAUUUAUAUCCAUUAUCGUCGUUCUACCCAUGUUUCUCUUCUACUUCAAGGGAUUCGAGGUGCGCAAAAGGAGCAGGUUCGCUCGAGAGAUCCUCGAGAAAGGAGAGGUCAGAUAACAACUUGUCGAAGUCGCAGAAAUCGUUGAUGGACAUUAAUACAAGGAUUACACAGGCAGUGAAACAGCAAAGUGGAUUAGGGAAAUUU
Messenger RNA from Acaromyces ingoldii, 1891 nucleotides. RefSeq names its product MFS general substrate transporter. Gene Ontology annotation, molecular function: transmembrane transporter activity. The record is from RefSeq and is a predicted model, not a curated record. The coding region runs from base 238 to 1803 and encodes 521 amino acids. The transcript is spliced from 6 exons. NCBI's taxonomy places the organism in Eukaryota, Fungi, Basidiomycota, Exobasidiomycetes, Exobasidiales, Cryptobasidiaceae. Gene Ontology annotation, biological process: transmembrane transport.